CCUUCCUGGCGGCGGCGGGCGGCGGCACAACGCAACUGAACGAGGGCGGGCCGCCGGGCCGCCGCUGAACGGGGGCGGGGAUGGAGGAGAAGGCGAGGCAGCUCGUCGCCCGCCUCGCCGCCACCCCGGACUCCGCCGUCCGGGACCUCCCCUUCGUCCACCGCGCCCUCACCGUGCCCCUCCUCUCCGCCGCGUCCGCCGCCCUCCGCCUGACCCUGCUACUCUCGCGGCUCCGCCCGCGCCGCGACCUGCCCGUGCCCGUCGUCAGCGUCGGCAACCUCACCUGGGGCGGGAAUGGCAAGACGCCCAUGGUCGACUUCUUGGCCCGCAGCUUCCACCGCCUCGGCAUGUCGCCGCUCAUCCUAACAAGGGGCUAUGCGGGCGGCGAUGAGCCAAAGAUGCUCCGGAGGCGCCUUUCUGAUACUUCAGCCAAGAUUGGGGUCGGUGCAAAUAGAGCAGCAGUGGCUUCUUCCAUGCUGCGAACAUAUGGCUACAUCCAUCAUUCUAAAACCUUCUGUGCUGAGAAGAAGCCUUCGUCAACUAGCAAACUGGAAUCCGGUAUAAUUGGAGUAGCCAUAUUAGAUGACGGUAUGCAGCAUUGGAGCUUGCUCAGAGAUGUCGAGAUUGUAAUGGUUAAUGGGUUGGCUCCGUGGGGAAACACCCAUUUCAUUCCACGAGGACCUAUGAGAGAACCUUUGAGUGCACUUGGUCGAGCUGAUAUUGUGGUCAUUCAUAAUGCUGACCUGGCUUCUGAACUGCAACUUAAAGCAAUCAGGUCUACAAUAGAGGACAAUGCAGCAACGUGCUCAAUGUUCUAUAGCAGAUUGGCUCCAUCACAUAUUUUUGAAGCUAAGCAACCAUUAUGGAAACUUCCUCUUAAUGUGUUGAAUGAUAAGAUCGUGCUAUGUGUUUCUGCAAUUGGCUGCCCCAAUGCGUUCAUUCAUACAGUCAGAGAGAUGGGUCCACUUAAAAUUGAUAGGAUGGAUUUCAGUGAUCACCAUUUCUUCAAUGCACAUGACCUCAAGAUAAUCCAAGAAACCGUGAGGAAUCUCAUGGAUCAGCAUGGCAAAGAUGUCAUCAUCUUAAUUACCGAGAAGGAUUAUGACCGUGAUCCAGAGGCCCUUACAACAUUGGAUGCAAAGGUCUGGGUGCUGUCUUCUUCGUUGCAGAUUAUUCCUCACAAGGAACAUGGAGAAGAUGAAUUUAUGAGGAAAGUAAAGGAGAUUCUCGCGAUUACUGGGCGUUCGAAGUCGCAUGCGGUGGAUUGGACCCCAAGUUGAUUACGGUAAUUUUAGCUGAAAACAUCUGUUAGCAAAACAGUUUUGCCAGUAGGAUAUGAACAUCGGUAUGCAGGAUAUAGAUUUUUUUUUCACUUGAGGCAUUGUGCUGAGUUCUUGAAUUACAAUUGGACCAGGUCCUUUGUACUGAACUAUUUGUAGGAGUGAGAGAUAUGACAUGUCCCUGUAGCAUGGAACUAUCGAAUACAGGCAUGUGCAUAUAUUUGGGCUGCUAAGAAAUUCAUGCACUGAAACACCACUUCAUAGCAGUA
This is a messenger RNA of Panicum hallii, 1549 nucleotides long. RefSeq names its product probable tetraacyldisaccharide 4'-kinase, mitochondrial. The record is from RefSeq and is a predicted model, not a curated record. Lineage: Eukaryota; Viridiplantae; Streptophyta; Magnoliopsida; Poales; Poaceae. The coding region runs from base 81 to 1280 and encodes 399 amino acids. The transcript has 7 exons. Gene Ontology annotation, molecular function: ATP binding; lipid-A 4'-kinase activity. Gene Ontology annotation, biological process: lipid A biosynthetic process.